CCCACCAUGUCUUCGGCGAACCAGAACGGCGUCAUAGACCCAAAGACGAAGAAGCAGAUUCUUCCCAAUGCCUUCAACAUGUUCACUGUCGGACACCUGUCCUUCGGUCAAUGGAGAAAUCCCAAAGACAGAGCGAAAGACAAGCGUCGGGACCUCACGUACUGGACCGAUCUUGCCAAGUUACUUGACAAAGGUGGUUUCGUUGGCCUCUUUCUGGCAGAUACUUUCGGGCCAUAUGACACGACAGUCUUGCAAUACAAAGGCAGUGCAGAGCCGUCAGUACGAACGGGCGCUCAGUGGCCGAUGACUGAUCCCGUUAUUCCUGUUUCAGCGAUGGCUGCUAUGAUUAAGAACUUGGGCUUUGCCAUCACAACAUCGACAUCGUAUGAGCAAGGCUAUGUUGUUGCCAAGCGAUUCAGUACCCUCGACCACUUGACCAAGGGUCGUUUUGGAUGGAACACUGUGGCGAGCUGGAAGGAAUCAGCCUCCAAGGCGGUCGGCUUGCCGUUGGUUGAGCACGGCACUCGCUACGCUAACGCGGACGAGUAUUUGCGUCUUCUAUGUAAACUUUGGGAAGGUUCCUGGUCGGACACGGCCUUCCUAUAGAAGAUGCCGAGAAAGGAAUUUACUCUGACUAUUGCAAGAUACGCCUGAUCCACCACCACGGCCUGUUCCACGUCGAUGCACCCUUUCUGACUGACCCGUCUCCCCAACGCACCCCUGUGCUAUUCCAGGCUGGCACAUCUCCCGCGGGCAUCAAAUUCACCUCGACCCAUGCAGAGGGAAUCUUCGUAGCCGGUCUCUCGCCGCAUGUUGUGGCACCGAGAGUGUAACAACCAGUUCCAUUUAAGCUUGAUCACAGUGACAACCAUGUGCGAACUAGGGUUCUUCACUAAACAACUACAGAUGAGUAUUGGAGCCGGGCAAAAUACCGCGAGUCAGGACGGACAGAAGCGGGGGGGGC
Molecule: messenger RNA, 964 nt
Organism: Colletotrichum navitas
Lineage: Eukaryota; Fungi; Ascomycota; Sordariomycetes; Glomerellales; Glomerellaceae
Product: alkanesulfonate monooxygenase
Exons: 6
Coding region: 7-606 (199 amino acids)
Molecular function (GO): oxidoreductase activity, acting on paired donors, with incorporation or reduction of molecular oxygen
Source: RefSeq, a predicted model, not a curated record